AUAUACUUAUUUCCAAAAAGUUCCCUUGUGUUACCUUUUCUUGCUUUAUCCCGCCCUCUUUUUGUUCUUUUAAAACAUGGACCCUUCAGAAUUUCCUACGCUUGAAGAGGCAAAUGCUGUAAAUGACAGCAAACACUCCGAAAAUGAUCCUUCCCCUGGUUUAGAAGCUUCCUGGGCUCAGGUUGUCAAAGAAGAUGGUAUCAACAGUGAGGAAAACGGUCAACCAGGAGCAAAACAAGAGCAAAACAACUCAGUGCCAGUAGAGUCAGUUAUCAAGGAAGAUGUGUCAUUUGCCGAUAUCACCAAACAAGACUUGCCGGAGAACCAGGAAUUCCCUACACUCGAACAAUCGACAUCAAUUCAACCACCCGAAAGCGUCGAGCCCGAAUCAGCUGGAGUUGGAGACCUCUUGAGCAAAAGUAAUGAGAGUAGCGUUCAAGAUUCCACAAUACCCCCGCAUCCUGACCGUUCAUUUGCCACUGUUGCUUCGAACCGAGAGUUCCCUUCCCUGGACGCGACUACAAAGGCAGAAGUUCCUGUCAGCAAUGAUUUAUCAGACCUACCUGAUGUCAAGGAUAUGUUGAAAGAACGCUCUGUCAAGGUUCCCCCUCCUCCUCCUUCCCAAAGCUUUGCAAAGAUUGCUUCCAAAGAACCUCCCCCAACCGAAAAGCCUUUGAGCGAUAGAGCUAAACAAUUGAUGGCCGAGCAAGAGAAACUUCCAGAAUCGCCCAAGACUGAACUCAAUCACAAUAAUUUCCCGACACUGGCGCAGUCCAAGCUUAUGGCAGAACAUCAUGCUUCUCCCACUGGCAAGGACAAGGAACUUUUCACAGAGAUCUCACGCCUUCACGAAGCAGCAGAGGCAGUAGAGCCAGAAGAAGAACCAACUUCUUCUGAGAAAGACACCUCAGAUAUAAGUUCGGAUAUGGGUAACUCAUUUGUGAAAAUCGAUCCUUCAUUUGCCAAGAUUACGGGCAGUAACCUCGAGAAUGCUCCUCCUUCUGCAUAUCCCAAGCAUGUACCUCGUCAUCCUUCUUAUGAUGAAGACACAAUCAUGAGAGAGCGUACUAGAGCCGAGGCUCGUAAGAUGAGACAAGAACCUCAUGGUGAAGAAACCACAGAGGAAUUCACGCCUGAGAUGAAGGUCAUGGAGCAAAAGAAGAAGGAAAUAAUCAAGGAAAAGAUUGAGGAAGAAAAAGAAGCAAAGGUCGAGAAGAAGCAGAGUGGUAAUAAGGCUCCUACCUCAAAAUCAAGAGGUGUAGAACAGGACAGCACCAUAGCAUCCACUGCCGCUGCCGCUGCCUCUACUGCUGCCGCUGCCGCUUCUACUGCAGCUUCUACGGCCGCUACAUUAUUAAGCGAGGCCGCUUCUUCAAAGGACGAUAUCGAUUCUGAAGCCAAGGAGGAUGUGGAUGAUGAAAUCAAGGCUGUCGAGACACGUAUCAAAUUCUUUGACAAGCGUGGUCGUGGAAAGAUUACGAUGCUGGACACAUUCUGCUCUCUGCGUGGAUUGGGAUAUUCGUUUAUUUUUGCCAUCCCUGCUACAGUUCUUAUGCAUCUCAGACUGUCUCCUCUUACUUCCCCUCACGGGUUCCCAUUCUUCUACCGGUCUUUGACUGACUUGCUGACCUUACCGAUUUACACAAAGCGUGUGGCACAGGCCUUGACUUACAAUACACCAAUGCUUGCUCAGGAUGAGGGUCAGGUUAACAACAUGAUUCAAGCCUAUGGUCACAAAGCACAAGGCAGCAGCCUGUUGGGAUUAAGUUUCUGGGACGGGUUCAGAGCCAUGCGAGCAAAUGAAAAGAAGACUCUUAGAUGGUGGCAAUUCAAACAAUGGGGUAUCCACAGAUUGCAGUGGGUCUUGGCUUACACCAUGCUUCAUGAUCCAGAAACAAAGCUGGUUACUCAGCCUACUCUGAACAGUCUCCACAGACAGCUUAUAAAAUAACUAACUACAAACCUACUUGUCUACCUGCUUAACUCACUUACUCACUCACUUACUCACUCACUUACUAAAUAGCAACAUCAAGCCAUAAUAUUCUGUUCUUUCUCUUUCCUAUUUCUUCUCUUUAUUGCCGUGCGUCCUUACCAACCUUUUCUUCUUUUCAUCCUUUUACUUUAUUUUAUCUUACUCUCUAUCAAUUCGAAUUUUCCAGUCCCUCAAUCUCAACCUUAACAUCUUCCUUUCUCUCUAUUUUUAUAUGUGUAUAUUAUAAAUUGUACACCAGACCUUUGCAGUCAAUAUGAAAAUAUGUAUGUAACAGACGAAUAAAAAAAUAAAACAUAAAUUAUAUAUAUAUAUUUAUGAUAUAAACAAU
Phycomyces blakesleeanus NRRL 1555(-) is the source of this 2321-nucleotide messenger RNA. RefSeq lists its product as hypothetical. Bases 77 to 1951 code for a protein of 624 amino acids. The transcript is spliced from 10 exons. The record is from RefSeq and is a predicted model, not a curated record. Lineage: Eukaryota; Fungi; Mucoromycota; Mucoromycetes; Mucorales; Phycomycetaceae. Gene Ontology annotation, molecular function: monooxygenase activity; calcium ion binding.